Molecule: messenger RNA, 657 nt
Organism: Arxiozyma heterogenica
Lineage: Eukaryota; Fungi; Ascomycota; Saccharomycetes; Saccharomycetales; Saccharomycetaceae
Gene: MND1
Product: Mnd1p
Exons: 1
Coding region: 1-657 (218 amino acids)
Source: RefSeq, a predicted model, not a curated record
AUGCUGAGUAAUAAAAUAAUAAACCAAUGUUUGGAAUGGUUAUACAACCAAGAAUCACCAGUAAUUUUUACAUCAAAAGAUUUUGAAAAGAAGUAUAAAAAAGUGAAAUCUUUAAAUUCUGCUCAAUCUAAAGAAAUAUUAGAUUAUUUAAUACAAGAGGACCAUUUAAAUCUGAUUAAAUGUGGCACAAUAAAUGUAUAUUAUAUCUAUAUUAAUGAUAAAUACGAAUUUAACACAAAGCAAUGGUAUACCUUAUUGGAAAAGAAUACAAGUCAAAAGCAUCUUCUAAUUGAAAAAAGAAAAGAAUAUGAAAAACUAUUAAGGGAUAAACAAGAACAAGAACAAGAACAAGAACAAGAACAAGAACAAAAAAAUAUAAUAUCAAGAGAUGAUUUAUUGAAAAAAUACAAAAUAUUAACAAAUGAAUUAAGUCUAAAAGAAAGAGGGUUGAAGAAAUUGAAUCAACUCUCUAAGAGAUGGAAUUCUAAUUUUAUUCAAAAUUCUUUAAAUAAUAUAGAAACAAUGAAAGAAGAUCUGAUAAAUUUAAAAGAAAACAUCGAUAUUUUAAUUGAAUAUCUAUCGAAAACAUAUAAUGUGAAUGAAGAUGAAAUUAAAAAAGAAUUUGGCAUACCUGAAGAAUUUACCGUAUUCAUAUAA